AUGGAUGAUCAGCUGAGUUCUUUAAUUUUAUGUUAAAAGAAUAUCCAAGAAUUAUUUACUCUUAAUUAGAGAUUAGAAAAAAAAUUAGAAUUACAAGAUAAUAAAAUAUCUUCAAUUUAAUUGUUAGUUGCUUAAAGAAAUGAAGAUCUUUUGUUGAAUAUAGAGAAAUAUACACCUCUUAAAUUAUUUAGGGAAGAAAUUACUUAUCUAAGGAAUUUCUUAGAACAAAAAACUAAAGCAUUUUAAAAUCAAUUCGAUUAAUUACAAUAGUAUAAAAUGUUCUAAAAUAUGAAAGAUAAUAAACAAGACAGAUGUAAAUUUUGAAAGAGGAAAAUUAACAACAUCAUCAAACUGCUAUUGAGAAGGUUUCUCGAACAACUAAUACAGUUUUAUUUUAAAUGGAAUAAAUUGAAAAAAAAAUACAUUCAGAAACAAUUAUUAUGGUAGAAGAAUUAACAAAAAAAUCAGGUGAAAUGGAAUAAAAUAUCAUGAAAUUAUUUUAACAAAAAUAAAAACUAUUAGAAAAGUUAGCAUUAAGUUAAGAAAGUUCUAUUGCAAAAAUAAAUGUAUUUGAAAAUACUUUAAAUUAACAACUUUCAACAAUUUCAAAAAUAUAAUAGACAGCUUAAAAAUAAACUCCAAAUUAUAGUGUUAGAAAAUUAACAUUUGAUAAUAAUGAGGUUCCGAUUGAAAUUUUGAAAAGAUAAGAAGAUGUUUUAAAUUAUAUGACAGCAAGUAUAAAAAACAUAGAAAAGAGAUUGGGAGAAACUGAAUAAAAACCAAAAUUAAAAAGAGAAUUAAGUUUUGAUUAAUUUUCUGUUUAGUGGUCAUAACAAAAACCUAAUUAUUAAUAACAUUCUUCUUUACCUGCUAGUUCAAUAAAACCAAUAUUAAUAAAAGAAGAGUAAGGUAGUGAAGUUAAUAACAAUAAAUCAUCAAGAAGUGAAUAUGAAAAGACUUCUAGAACUGAUUUGGCUUAAAAUAUAGCAGAACCAUUACCAUCUGAAAUAAAAUCUCCAGCUACACAAUAAAAUAGAGAUAUAUCAAAAAUGCCAUUAUUAAUAAAAAGUUCACCAAAUCCAAUAACAGCAAGUCCAAUACCUAAUUUUUAUGAUGAUGUUAGAAUGAAAUAAGAAUAUGAAAAGAAAAUGUAAUAGAUUAAGAUAUAAGAAGAAUAGUAAAGAUAAUCAAGGAUUAAAUAAUAAUAAGAAUAUGAAAAAUAACUUUAAAAUUUAAAAAAAUCAUAAUCUUAAAUUUCUAAUGAUAGUUCUAUGAUUAAAAACGAUAGUUAUUUUUUUAAGUAGGAUUAAUCAUUAAACAGAAAUGAUAGUUAAGAAAUAAUUAAAGUAAAUUGAAUAUAUAUAUUAAAAAUAGUCUUAAGGUGGUUUACGAUCAUUGAUGUAAAAAUCUAAAGAUAGAGAUUAAUAACUUUAAACAUCUUAAUCGAAAUAAAAUUUAAAUCUUUCAAAUUAAUAAAAGAAAUAUUCAUAGUUAUAAUCUAAAGAUUAAUUAGGUCCACUUAAGAAUUAAAAUGUUGCAACAGGAGGUAGAAAAUCUCGAAGUAUAAUAUAUUUAUAUAUUAUUUAGCAAGCCAAAUGAGAAAUCUGGCAUAAUAAUAAAAACAUCAUUAAGAUUAAAGUGCUGAAGAAAUAGUAUAUUAAUUAGAUGAAGAUGGAUAUCUUAUGGAUGAAAAUGGAAACUAUUUAUUAGAUGAAAAAGGAAAUUAUAUUUAAAUAUCUGAUAAAGAUUUAGAAGAAUUAAAGAAAUAAAACUUAGUAAUUGAAUAGGAAUGA
This is a messenger RNA of Paramecium sonneborni, 1793 nucleotides long. The record is from the annotation of a GenBank genome assembly. Lineage: Eukaryota; Ciliophora; Oligohymenophorea; Peniculida; Parameciidae.